AAACUCCAAUUAGCGAAGCGCCCGCGGUGGUGAACAUUGAGUCUCCCCAGCUGGAGCUUGCCUUGUUUCCAGAGCAAAAACUCCAGGCUCCCUAUAAAAGACCUCAUAACCAUUUCUCCUCAUUCUCUCAUCUUCACAUCUCCCCUUGAGCUCCCGCUGAACAGAGUCUGUGAAGAUGUGCUCCCGCCAGGACAAGGAUCAGUGCCACCGGCAGGAACGGUCCUCGUGCCACAGCAGUGAGGGGUGUGGAGGGGGCAGAGGGGGCUCCGGGUGCCAUGGGAGCAGUGGAUCCAUGUGCCAUAGCAGCAGUGGUGGGUUUGGAUGCCAUAGGAGCAGUGGAUCUGGAUGCCAUGGGAGCAGUGGAUCCGGAUGCCAUGGGAGCAGUGGUGGGUCUGGAUGCCAUGGGAGCAGCGGGGGAUCCUGCCAUGGAAAGCCACAAGAUUGCCAGCAGCAAAUCUACCAAGUAUCCUCAAAGAUGAAGUGACCAGGACAUUACCUGCUGUUCUGCACAAGUUUAGGAAUCCUUGCGUGUCUCCCAGCACUCAUAGAACAUAAUUUCUCUUCCCUCCCCCCCCCCCCCCGGCCAGUCUUGAAUCUCUGAUGGGUUUAUCUGUGGGCACCAGAAAUGCACUGCAUGUGUUCACGCUGGCGCGGUGUUCUCUCUAUCCAUCCUUGACAAUAAACGAGCCAUUGCAAUUUGCAGCA
This is a messenger RNA of Gallus gallus (chicken), 705 nucleotides long. It is a transcript of the gene EDSC, whose product is annotated as epidermal differentiation protein rich in serine and cysteine. NCBI's taxonomy places the organism in Eukaryota, Metazoa, Chordata, Aves, Galliformes, Phasianidae. The record is from RefSeq and is marked validated.